CACGCGGCUGGCUCCUCCCCUUCCGCUCCUGUCUAGGUAGUGCGGUGUGCGCUGUAACCCACGUGUGUUGUAGUUCGUGUCUUUAACAAUCAGAAACGAUGGAGGACAUGAUCCCCACCAUGGAGUCCUACAUAUUCGGGUGUGAGCUGUCCGCAAAGACCAACCACUACACGUUCAAGGUGGAAGAAGAUGACGACUUUGAGCCCAACCUGUCCCUCUGCACUAUCAGCCUUGGUGCAGAAGCCAAAGAUGAGUAUAAUGUGGUAGAGGUGACGGGGCGCGAUCAUAAUGAUGAGGACAUCACCGUGCCAAUAGCCACCCUCAAGCUGUCCUGCCAGACUAUGAUUAAUCUGGAUAACUUUGUAAUUCAGCCCCCGGUUACAUUUCGCCUCAAGUCCGGCUCUGGUCCUGUAAUGCUCUCUGGACAAGUCAUGGUCGCCCCCACCCCUUUAGAUUCUGAGGACGAUGAUGAAGAGGAGGAGUCUGGUGACAGCGAUGAAGAAGAGGAAGAAUUAACCCCCAUCAAACCAGCCAACAAAAAAAUGAGAAACUGAUGAAACUUAGCUUUUUGGCAACUAUGUAUAGUCCACUGGAUGGACCUACAGAUGGAGACCAACUGGAAUUUUUAAGUGGCCAUGAAUUGUCAUAGACCUUGGUAGAAAGCAAUGCAUACAUAGUUAUUAGAAGUGGCUCUAUAGGUGCUGGAGGCCUCGUUUUUGAAGUUCAUCCAACUGUGUUAAAGUGAUUGGGAAAUGUGCCCCUAUUUAAGGAGAGGGAUCCUAAAAAAAAAAACAGUCCACGCCAGUUAUUGACUUCUCAGCCUCUGGUCACCGCUUGACUUAUUUCAGGUGCGAUUGCCAAGGUUUUAUAUUGUUUGCAUCAAUGUGAUGUGGUGCUUACUCAUUUAGGGCUUUUUACCUUGAUACUAGAAAUGACUGCCUAUUAUGAUCUAUACGUUUAUUUUUGUACUUAAGCUUUAGUGUGUUUUUGUAUUUUCUUAGUACAGUAUUUUAUCCUGUGCCAAAGACCCCAACACACUAAAAAAUACAGUUUAUCAAGUUCAACCUGUUGUG
Messenger RNA from Hyla sarda, 1073 nucleotides. It is a transcript of the gene NPM3, whose product is annotated as nucleophosmin/nucleoplasmin 3. Gene Ontology annotation, cellular component: nucleolus; cytoplasm; nucleoplasm. Gene Ontology annotation, molecular function: RNA binding; chromatin binding; histone binding. The record is from RefSeq and is a predicted model, not a curated record. Bases 99 to 554 code for a protein of 151 amino acids. Lineage: Eukaryota; Metazoa; Chordata; Amphibia; Anura; Hylidae. Gene Ontology annotation, biological process: chromatin remodeling. The transcript is spliced from 5 exons.